CCUGACUUCCGCCGGAAGCGGCUCCGGCAGUUGUUGUUGUUUUCUGAUUAUUGGGUUCUCGUUGUGUUGCGGUUCGUCCUCUUCCCCCUCCUCCGGCGGGUGAGGUUACCGCCGGGGAGCUGGAGAGUCGAAGUGGAGUUUAGACCUUGAGAGCGAGAAGAUGGACAUCCUGAAAUCAGAGAUUCUGCGGAAGCGGCAGCUGGUGGAGGACCGGAACCUGCUGGUGGAGAACAGAAAGUACUUCAAGCGCAGCGAGCUCGCCAAGAAAGAAGACGAAGCGUACUUUGAAAGAUGCGGCUGCAAGAUACAGCCAAAAGAGGAGGACCAGAAACCACUAACAUCAUCAAAUCCAGUGCUGGAACUUGAACUAGCAGAGGAAAAGCUUCCUAUGACACUUUCUAGGCAAGAGGUCAUCAGAAGACUGAGAGAACGGGGAGAGCCAAUUAGACUGUUUGGGGAAACUGAUUAUGAUGCUUUCCAACGCUUAAGAAAAAUAGAGAUCCUUACACCAGAAGUGAACAAGGGCUUAAGGAAUGAUCUGAAAGCAGCCUUGGACAAGAUUGACCAGCAGUACUUGAAUGAAAUUGUGGGUGGUCAGGAACCCGGAGAGGAGGACACACAGAACGACCUGAAAGUUCACGAGGAAAACACCACCAUUGAAGAAUUAGAGGCACUGGGGGAGUCCUUAGGAAAAGGUGACGAUCAUAAGGACAUGGACAUCAUCACCAAGUUCCUGAAGUUUCUUCUUGGUGUUUGGGCUAAAGAAUUGAAUGCCAGAGAGGACUACGUGAAGCGCAGCGUACAGGGCAAACUAAACAGUGCUACCCAAAAGCAGACCGAGUCCUACCUCAGACCGCUUUUCAGAAAGCUCCGGAAAAGGAAUCUUCCUGCUGAUAUUAAAGAAUCAAUAACAGAUAUUAUUAAGUUUAUGUUGCAGAGAGAGUACGUGAAGGCGAAUGACGCUUACCUUCAGAUGGCCAUUGGGAAUGCCCCCUGGCCGAUUGGUGUCACCAUGGUUGGUAUCCAUGCCAGAACUGGCAGGGAAAAGAUUUUUUCCAAGCAUGUUGCACAUGUUUUAAAUGAUGAAACCCAACGGAAAUACAUUCAGGGGCUGAAGAGGUUAAUGACAAUUUGCCAGAAGCACUUUCCUACAGAUCCGUCCAAAUGUGUGGAGUAUAAUGCACUGUAAGGUCUGCGCACAUUGUGUGUGUGUAGCAGGAAGCUUCCACCCGCAGCGCGAGGAUUUCUGGCCUCAGUUACCACAGCUACGAGGGAAGAGCUCCGCAGUGCAGUCCACCUGGCGCAGCUUGGUGGCUUUAAGAACUGUGCUGGCUUUCACAUGGUGUUGGACUGCAAACUAAUUUUUGUGUCUUGAUUUCAUUUUAAUGAGCUGAAAAAUUAAGUUCUGAAGAUACUAUCCAUAGUUUAAGUAUGUAGCCAUCAACCACACAGGAGAAGGUUGGAGAUAAGCAUUCUCGAGAUCCAAAUGUGUCAUUGAUACUUAGAAACACUUGAGGGUGGCUCUGAACUUUCUUUAAUUAUUGUGAUUCGCACAUUUUUCUAUGUGAUAUUUAUAGAAAAUAUUUUUUGUAUUUCAACAAAAGUGUGGGACCGUUGAAUGCGCCUUUACAGUUUUUACAUGUUCUUGGACUUUGUGCCAUCUUGCAAUAGAGCAUAUGUAAUGUCA
Messenger RNA from Apodemus sylvaticus (European woodmouse), 1687 nucleotides. It is a transcript of the gene Prpf18, whose product is annotated as pre-mRNA processing factor 18. Bases 161 to 1189 code for a protein of 342 amino acids. Gene Ontology annotation, cellular component: U4/U6 x U5 tri-snRNP complex; U5 snRNP; U2-type post-spliceosomal complex. Lineage: Eukaryota; Metazoa; Chordata; Mammalia; Rodentia; Muridae. The record is from RefSeq and is a predicted model, not a curated record. The transcript is spliced from 10 exons. Gene Ontology annotation, biological process: generation of catalytic spliceosome for second transesterification step; RNA splicing.